AUGGCUAAUGAAAGAAAUAGUAUUUUAGACCUUACAAAUGAAAGCCAAAAUAACCUACCCUAAAUAAAAAUUCUGAUGGUGACUAGAAUUUUAAGAGAUCUGAAAUUCUUCUGGAUACUGUUUAUUAUCUUCAUCUUGGAGUUUGGAAUGAACUUCUUAGUCCAAAACAAGGCUUAGUAAAUUUAUAAAUUCAAUGGUGUAAAUAAGUUGGCUUAGUUAUUGAUGAUUUUUAGAAAUUCAUCUACUGACUAUCAGCUUGAUAAUUAUCAAUGCUAAGCUGAUGGAUUAGUAAUAUUUGCCUUGAUUAUCUGGUUAAUAGCAGUCAUGACUUUUAUUAUUGUAUUCAAGAAUUUUAUAAUUGCUUUGAUUUCAGAAUAAUAUGAAAGUAUUAUGAAUAAAUUAAUUGUUGAAUUAUUCAGUGUCAAAGCUCAAAUAAUUAUUUAGAAUGAGAAUGAGUAUCAUAUUAGUAAUAUUCAAUUGAAAUGCAUAAAAUAUUUCAAAGAGUAUAUUAUUGUCAUAAAACAAUUAAACUCAGAAGUCAAUGAUGCUGGGUAAAGAAGCGAGAUAAGGUUAUAGUGUACAAUUCCUAUCAAAUUCCUCAAGAAGGUCAUGAUGUAAAAAUUGCUGCAUUGA
Messenger RNA from Stylonychia lemnae, 633 nucleotides. The record is from the annotation of a GenBank genome assembly. Lineage: Eukaryota; Ciliophora; Spirotrichea; Sporadotrichida; Oxytrichidae.